Messenger RNA from Auxenochlorella protothecoides, 762 nucleotides. Its product is annotated as 3'(2'),5'-bisphosphate nucleotidase CysQ. Gene Ontology annotation, molecular function: magnesium ion binding; 3'(2'),5'-bisphosphate nucleotidase activity. Bases 1 to 762 code for a protein of 253 amino acids. Gene Ontology annotation, biological process: sulfur compound metabolic process; phosphatidylinositol phosphate biosynthetic process. The record is from RefSeq and is a predicted model, not a curated record. The transcript is spliced from 5 exons. Lineage: Eukaryota; Viridiplantae; Chlorophyta; Trebouxiophyceae; Chlorellales; Chlorellaceae.
AUGCAGAACCCGGAGGUGGAGAUCAAGGCUGAUCAGUCCCCACUGACACGGGCCGACCGGGAGGCCAACAGCAUCAUCUGCUCCGGCCUCACUCAGCUGGCGCCCCACAUUCCCAUUGUGUCUGAGGAGAACCAGAAGGUGGAGUACAGCACACGCAAGAACUACCAGUACUGCUGGUGCGUCGACCCCUUGGAUGGGACCAAGGAGUUCCUCAAACGCAAUGGCCAGUUCACCGUCAACAUCGCCCUGCUCCAGGGCGCCAAGCCGGUGCUGGGCGUGGUCCACGUGCCAGUCCAGGGCAAGGUGUACUGGGCCGUCGCCGGCAAGGGGGCCUGGGCGCGUGAGUCGCCGGCCUCGCCUCCCCGCCAGCUCCACUGUGCGACCUUCAGGGAGACAGACCCGGGCCUCGUGAUCGUGGGAUCUGCCAGCCAUGCCAGCCAGGAGACGGCGGAGUUUGUGGGCGAGUUCCGGGCGCCCCAGUUUCGCGCCGUCGGCUCCUCCCUGAAGCUGCUCAUGGUGGCGGAGGGCGCGGCGCACAUGUACCCCCGGCUGGCCCCGACGUGCGAGUGGGACACCGCGGCGGCCCAUGCCAUCGUUGAGGAGGCAGGGGGCCGGGUGCUGCAGGCCGGCAGAUGCGACUCCAGCGGCAAUGCCCUGGAGGGCUGGAGGGGAGCCCUAGAACAGGCGAUACCGCUGCAUUACAACAAGCCUGAAGCCCUGAAUCCAUUCUUCGUGGUGUACGGCAAGGAGCUGCCGAGCUGA